[Torrubiella] hemipterigena is the source of this 570-nucleotide messenger RNA. NCBI's taxonomy places the organism in Eukaryota, Fungi, Ascomycota, Sordariomycetes, Hypocreales, Clavicipitaceae. The record is from the annotation of a GenBank genome assembly.
AGGUUCAAGCAUUGAAUCGCCAAAUUCGCUGCCGCCCACCAUGUCGACGAUUCCCAGAACGCUCAACAACCUCCGCAAGGUUGGUAUCAAGGAUUACUUCACCCAGAUGCUGUACAUCGGAGAUACCAAGUUUGGGCGCUAUGUCGGCACCGAUCGCGCCGGCAACAAGUUCUUCGAGAACAUGGAGGAGCUUCCCCUCCGAACCCGCUGGGUCGAAUACGCCAAGCACGACUACGACGCCGGCCAGAUCGAGCCCGGAUGGCACGCCUGGAUCAGCUACUCUGUCGACAAGCCCCCUGUGGAGGACCACCUCAUGGCUACAGGCACCCGCGCCUUUGAGCCUCUCAAGCCCCGUCCCAACUUCACCCAGACAAGAGGCGCCUUCAAGACCUACAACACUACCAAGCCCAAGAUUUCUGCUUGGCAACCCGUCGCUGCUCAGCGAUCGUAAUUAGAAGGGGGAAACGGCAUGUGUGUAGGAAGUUGGAACUAGGAUCUUGUACAUAACGAACUCGAAAGCAAUUGAAACAACUAUUUUUUUUUCUUUGUUUAAUGCACAAUGGACCACAA